Molecule: messenger RNA, 363 nt
Organism: Mesorhabditis spiculigera
Lineage: Eukaryota; Metazoa; Nematoda; Chromadorea; Rhabditida; Rhabditidae
Source: the annotation of a GenBank genome assembly
AUGACAAGAUUGGAACUGCUGCUGAUGCUGCGUGCCCUCCGGGAAUGCGAGACGCACUCCCUGUCGUGGAUUGGCAUCUGGAACAACGAACCACUCGGGAUGGGGAAUCAGGUGAUGAAGUCCGACGCCGGAGCUUUGGCCUGCUACUCGGCCAUUUUACUCUCCUCUUUCACGCUCCUGCUCAGCGUCGUCUACUUCCCGUCGAUGACCAACAACAUUCACGACAUCCAGUCCAACCUACAGACCCACAACGACGAGUUCAAAGUCCUUGAGCGUGAGGUGAGGGAUAAUAUGCGUGGCUUGGAGCGAUCGGGACUGAAACGCGAGAAGCGCCAGGCCUAUGAGAUUGGCACAUGCGGUAAG